AUGACUUCGACACCACUCCCUCCUGUCGUCUUCGAGAAUGUCGCCGCAGACGACAUCUCUGAGGCAAUGCUCGUUGAGGCUGCAAACCUGUUUUCAAAUUCGUACGGUGUCUGGGGACCUAAUGCAGAGAAAAAUAUUGGGCCAUUCGCAAAGCAAGGUCGCCGUGUCCGGAUGAGUCCCGCCCGCCUGCGCCAGCAGUCUUUGCCCGCAAAUGCAAACAACUUCCACACUCGAGCCACAUGCGGAGGCGAACUGGCUGGCUACGUCUUUGCAACUCGUUGGAACUAUGCAGGCCGGGAAAUAUGUUGGAUUACACAGCUCUGCAUCGACCCAAAAUACCGACGCCACCGGCUCGCUACCGGACUGCUAUUGAAGCUUCGUGAGGGCAAGGACGACGGAGGCUUUGGGAUCCUCAGCUCUCACCCGGCUGCUGUCCUCGCUGCACUCAGAGCGUUUGGCAGAGGAAUCGAGGAGGUUGAUUUGAAGAUGGCAAGAGAACAUGCCCGCGCAAUCAUGGACUGUAGCCCUGUUGGCUAUGUCAAGGAGGCGGUUCUGCGAGGAAGUUUGUUCAAGACUCAUGGAGAAGACAACGUCGUCUGCUGUGCCUACACCAACUUCUGGGUUGACCAUACAGAGCCUCUAGAAGUGUUGCAGGCCGUCAAGGCACGUGGAAUAGACUGGCCAUUUGGUGAUCUGCCCGACGGCUGUGAGUUUCUGGUCAUGGUCAAAGGUGGACAGGUGAAUCAGGAAGGCGAGCGCAUUCGCAAACAGCUCCUUUCUUCAGAAUCCGAGAGUCGUCACCAAAAUGUUGCUGUACUGUCCAAGGUGGAGGGAGACCCGAACGACGAUUUCAAGGGCUAA
Messenger RNA from Capronia epimyces CBS 606.96, 861 nucleotides. RefSeq lists its product as uncharacterized. The coding region runs from base 1 to 861 and encodes 286 amino acids. Lineage: Eukaryota; Fungi; Ascomycota; Eurotiomycetes; Chaetothyriales; Herpotrichiellaceae. The record is from RefSeq and is a predicted model, not a curated record. The transcript is spliced from 3 exons. Gene Ontology annotation, molecular function: acyltransferase activity, transferring groups other than amino-acyl groups.